Messenger RNA from Coturnix japonica (Japanese quail), 8726 nucleotides. It is a transcript of the gene CCDC71, whose product is annotated as coiled-coil domain containing 71. The record is from RefSeq and is a predicted model, not a curated record. Lineage: Eukaryota; Metazoa; Chordata; Aves; Galliformes; Phasianidae.
GCCCGAGUCCCGCGCUCCCGGGCGGGGGCACUGCCGAGCCGACCCGGCGGGAAGCGCCUUCCGGGAGGAGGAGGCGGAGCCGCAGCUCUGCGGGCCCCGCCCCGGUCUCCGCCCCCUCCGGGUGCCGGGAGCCGGCGCGGGGCCGCACCCGCUGUCUGCACCAAUCACCUCCCGCAGCACCCCGUCAAACCGGGCAGAGCACCGAGACACGGCGGGAUCCGCACCGGGAUCCGCACCGGGCUCCUCCGGCCGCUGGGGAGGGAGGAUGUGAGGAAGCGAGGGACGGGCCCGGGGAAGGGGCAGCGCCUCGUUACCGGAGGGAGGCAGCGCCCGCAGCCUGCCCGCCCCGCGAACCAUCCUGCAGAGCUCCCGGGGCACGGCCGGGCUGGCAUUGUCCGCUGACAGCCGGCCCCGGGCCCCUCCAGGCCUCUAGACUUUGCUCCUGGGGUAGCAGAGCACCUUGCGCCACACCAGCAGCUGUGGCCAUCGGGCACUUCCCCUAGGACGUGUCCCUGGGUAGGGCACCAAACGAGCAGCGUUGCUUUUGGGUGGGCCUCUGUGCACACUGCUGUUUGCACUAUGGCAGCAAGGCUGUAUAUCUGCGUGUUGGGCUGUUCUGUCCAUGUGGCAAUGAACACUGGGCCGCACGCUGCUGUUGGACACCAGAAUACCUGCCCAGGUGUCCUGCGUGCCCCUGCGCUCAGUGCACCAUGAAAUUCUCAGUGGAAGAUGAUUGUGUGCCCCUGUGGCGCAAGUGGUAGAAGUGCCGCUCUGCUACACAGAGGCUCGAAUCCCAGGGGGUUGGACUCGAUGAUCUCUAAGGUCCCUUCCAACCCGCACAAGACUAUGAUACUAUGAUAUGAUACUAUGAAGAUGAUGAAUUUUGCAACCUGUUAAGAGUGUGUUGGUAGUUGUGCUUCUCUGCUGGCUUCUCUCUACCACGUCAGGAUUGAGCUCUCUGUCCUUGCUGGUUUCACAGUGCCCGCUGCUGCUUGGUCAUUAUGGAGAUGGCAAAUGUUGCUGCUGGGCCCUGGUGCCAGCCUCAGUCCUGUCCGAGCACUUCCCUCCUCACCCGUGGGAGGUUCCCUGUGUGCUGCGAAGUGACUGCAUGAUCCUCCUUCAAAUCCCUCUUCUGCUGUGACGUCUGCAGAACACUUGACAUGGAUUAGUCUGUCACGUGGUGGCUCUUAGCCCCUCGCUGACCUGUGCUUCCCCUCCUCUCUCUACUUUUGGCUGAUAUUAAACUCCAGGCGUGUGUAUCUUCCCUGUCUGUGGGAGCUGCCCAGCCCUGCGGUGCAGCUGCACUUUGGGAGGAGUCCAGGCUAUGAGCAGUUCCUCGCUCUGCUGCCUCAAGUGCUCACUUUUCCAGCUCUCUUAUCUGCAUUCUGCCCUUUCCCCUGAUACCUUCAGCAUGUCCCUGAAAAGCUUGUUCUCUUGAUUCCUCCCCGUUAUUUUGAGAGCAGUGCUGCAGAUUUUUGCUUCCAACUGAGGUGUUGGUUGAGCAGCCAGCUCAGCAGGAGAGUUUGGGUUCUCCCAGUCACGCUACAAAAUCCCACCCUGCUCUUUGAUAUCUUUUUGUUUUUGUUUUGUGAGCCAAAAUUGGUUCUCUUGUUGCAGCUGCUCUGCGCCACUAAGUGAGAUCUGUGCUGUACUUCUAACCGUUAUAGCCUGCUGAUAUCCGUUUCCUGCCUGCCACUCCACUUGAACUUCUCACUUCCUCACUUGGCAGCAAUUGUCCUUGGAUCGACAGCAGUGUGCUGGGACAGCGAGCUGUAGACUGUGGCUGCAAUACAGGGACAGCAAGGAGUGGCAUUGUGUUACCCUGAUGUUCAGCACCACUGAAGCAUGGCUGAAAUAGCCUCCGGCUCUGCUGUCAGUGUUUCAGAAGGAGGCUGCAGAUCUGGAAAGGACUCAAAAUCCUUUUUUUUGAGCAAAAUCAAUUCAAAAGCUGAAAAAAUUGAAUGUGACACAGGGUUAGAGUUGAGAUGCUUGAGCUGCUUAGUUCAUCAGUGAGAGUGUUGACAUGGUGCAGUCACGUUGUUCUCAGUAUGUGCCCAGGGAAAAGCUUAAACGAAAGGUUGCUUUGCAAAGGCAAAAUAAGAUCUGAGUUCCAGAUGUGGGGCAUAUGAGACUCAAACAGGAAAAAAGCUGUGGAUGUCACUAAGUUAACACUGGAACUGUUCGUCUUGGGGUGGAUUGGAUGGGAUUGUCUGAAAUCUUUGUUUAGAAUUGAGUGUAUUUCUGUGAGAUAUGUCUUAGUUUUGCUGCAGAGAUAUAUCAGUGAUGGAGUAUUUUUUGCUGCUAGCUGGAGAUGUGCAGAGAUUUCAGCCUGAUGCCUGUGCCUAGGGUUGUUUUUCCAGUAAUUUUGAAGCACCCAAUUGCCUAAUGCCAUGAAUAUUGCAGUGAACAAUGUGGAGGAAAAAGCUGUCCAUUCCUGGUCGAGAAUUUACUCUGCAGGACAAAAAGUGCUGGAGGAAGCCCUCCGAGUCUUCAACCCCAUGUCCAAGGACCUCUCAGACACAGAAACGCAGCUGGUCGCCUUUAUUCAGGGCCUCAAGGAAGAGGGUUUCCAGCCCACAAUUCUGAGGAGCAAGGAUGUGUAUGGGUACAACUCGUGCACAGCAGACACACCUAGCCAAGCAAAAGGGAGCACACCGCACAGCUGCGCUGCUGCCGCCACCUCCACAUCCCCUAAGACUCCAGCUAGAAGCACUGCAGCCAUGGCAAGAGCAUCUGCUUCCCCCACCAGCAUUUCUGUGAACUCUUCUAAAGUCUCCUCUCUGCCAAUCUCUAAAGGUGAUUCCACAAAUUUGCUGCUGAACUCCUUUAAGCAGACCAGGUCAGGCAAGUCCAAGGCCUCAGUAGUGGGCUUUCCUGCAAGCAUGUAUCCUGAUGUGUAUCCAGCCGUGAGGCUGUCUGUGGUUCUGGAAGCUCUGGUGCCACUGAAAACCCACACAUCCUGUUUGGAAUCCAAGUACACACACAGGCCUCUUGGGGUCUCACCCUCGGACCUUAAACUCCUGAAGGUUUCAAGCCAGACAAGGCAAUUUUCUCCAGGCAAGACCACUAAAAUAAGAGAAGGUAGGAGGUGUAAGCGUGUGGGAAAGAAAGCACCGGAUUCUGCCACCCUCGCUUUAAAUCUUCUGAAGGGACUAAAGGGUGGAGUGCUGCAGGAGAGCAAUGCUUGUAAAGCCUCAGGAGUCCUGAACGGAAGAAUUGCAGGCAGCUCCUCCCAAGGCUGCGCCACAGCACAGCAGUCCAAGGCCUUGAAAAUCAAAGCUAAGGAAGCUCCGGUGGGGAAAAUGGAGUGGAAGGAUAGCAGCACUUACCAGGAGACUGUUGGGAAGAAGAGGAAAAGAGUUACAGAGGUGAGAGAUGCACCUCAGAGAAAAAAGUCAAAAUCCAUUCCUGUCCAAAAUAAGGCUCGACGAGCUCGGAGCACUUUGAACCCGCUGAAAUUUUGGGCCAUCAAGGUGGGCAAUUCUUCUUCCGAUGAUGAAGUGAGAAGAAGAGCACAGAAGAUUCUUAGAGUCAACCUGUCCCCUGUGAUCCGAAUUCAGCCCUUGUCCCACUCUCACAGCGUCCCCUGAGUUUCUUCACUUGGUCACUUUCUUGUAAGUAAAUAUGAUCCCGGCACCGGAGCGUGGUGAAGUUUAAGAGCAACUUUGGAUUUCUGGUGUCUGGUGACUAUACAUCAACUAACCUGUAGACGGAGCAGCCUGCUCUUGUGCUGCUUCUGGCUGUCCACCACCACCACUAUGCAGAACUGGCUGCACAAGUGCAAAACCGUGCUCAGCAAUGUGGGACGGUGCCUUUGGCCGCCGUGAGCCGAGCAGGUCAGAACGCCGACUUUCUCUGGUCUCCCUUCUAAAUGUGGCAGGCUGUGCUCUCGCUGCAGGGUCAGAACACAUGACUUUCUCAUGACAUGGAUGCACUGUGAUAUUGCUCUUUUUCAAGCUGUACAUUUACUGGUUUUAUUUUGAUCAAAUUUUAUAACUUUAUUAUCUAUGUACCCAUAUAUGUGCAUAUAGCCCAGGAACUGCAGGAAGAUGCACUUCCUCCAUCCCUCUGGGCCUGGGUUCAAUAGCUUUUGUUCCCCCUUCCCAUCAGCCAGUCUUUUGUUGAAGGUGCUCGGAUUUCACUGUGUUUCAGUGUUGUGACAGUCUGUUCUGGGUGCUCUUGAACAGCUCAGAAGCAGGCAGAGUUAUAAGCACUUGAAAAUGCCAAGCAAUCUGGAGAAUUACCAGCUGAUAGUUGGUACUAUCAUACUUUUUUAUCAUCGGGAUCAUACUUCUGGUAUUACUGUUGCCUGAAAGUGGGGGAGUACUACUGGGCUGGUGCUUGCAGUUUUGCUAGAGGUCUCUGGGUGCUUCCUCUGUUCAUGGUAGCGGAAGCUCUGAACUCAUCUUGGGACUUUGCCUCCAAAGAGCAAUUCUACUGGAGCCCAGUGUUGUUCCGCCCUCUCUUACCUCUGUUGCAAAGGUAGAAAAUGAGCUAUGACUGUUACAGCCUUAGGGCUAGAGUUGCUGAUCAGAGUUGCUUAAAGUGCCCUGCCCAUGAUGUAGCUGCUGUUGCUGAACGCGUCAGGAGCAGGUUCUAGGUGUUACUAGAGAAGAUGCCCACUGUGUCUGAAUGUAUUAGAUAAAGCCCACCUGUCCCAGAGUUCAGUGGCAUCGGUGAGCCUGAACCACAGCAGAAGAGAUGAAUUAUAGACAAGUGUAUACCAGCACUUAAGUGUGGAAAGUUUGUGGGGAUGUCUGUCAGUUUGUGGGGAUGGGGCAGUAGGAGCAGAGAAUCACUGCAUAACUAUGGAUAGCAGCUUUGCCAACCGCUGGGGUGUUGGGAAGAGGUGUGUGACAGCUCAGCAAAGGUUCUGCUGGUCCCCAGGAGCAUCGCGUGCCACUGCCAGUGGGCUGUGCUGCUGCAUGUGCCAGGACAAGCUGGGGUCGAAGCUCAGUGAGCAGCACACACCUAUAGGGACAGCAGGUGGGGAUGUACACAUGGCUGGUGGUGGGAUGUCAGUGGGGUACAGCAGUCUGGCAGCUUGGGGAAUAUAGUAGUGCCUGGCUGUUUGCAAGGUUGGCUGUGUGCCGUGCUGUGUUCAGGUCUCUGCAGCAGUGGGCUGGUAAUCCACUCAUUUUCUCACCAGCUCAAAAUACUGAUUGUCUGACCUAGUAAUCUCUGGGGACAUUGGUUGAAGGGAUGAGCUCCACAGGGAAGCCACAGCUUCUUAUGUAUCAGCUCUUCUCUAGCACCUGUCCGGAUUUCAGUGCUUAAUAAAAGGGGUUGGUGUCUGAUCCCCAGCUCAGAGAGCAGAACUGAGGUGGGAAGAGGAGAAAGGAGUUUCACUAGGGAGUGAGAGGGCAGAGGAGCUGGUGUCCUGGGGCACAGCUUGGGCUCUGAGCCUGCUCUCACCCUCAGGAGAUGAUGGCUGGCCCUGCAUCACGCGCUCUGCUUCUGGGCGGUGUGACCUGCUGUCAGAGAUUAUAACUUGCAGUGUUCAAGACUGACCUGUGAAUGCCGCUGGUUGGCUGCAGAGCAGGAGGAAUGUUUUCUUCUCCUGUGUUCUAAAAUGCCCUGGCAGAGAAUUCCCUUUCUCGACAUGAUUCUGGAUGAACAGGAGCCUUCCAUCACUGCUUACUGGCCAAAAAUUACUUUGUCCCUUUUGUUCCCACCCCUUCAGACCUUUCUCAUUCCCACGCUCUCAAAUGCCAGGUCUCAAAGUCCUGUGCUGGAGUUUCUCUUUCUGGCCGUGUCCCAGGGAGGGCUCUGUGGUAUCGCUGCUCUCGUGGCUCCUCCGUUCCCAGCCCCAUAUAAGGGCACCAAGAGCUGUCCUGGAGCUUCUUUGUGCAGCACGAGACCUACCUCCCAGCAGAGUGCCUGGGUUCCAGUGGGGAAAAGCAGUUGCUCAUCCGCAGGGCUGAAUUUAGGGACUUAUUUCCUCCAGUGUGAACAGGAAGCUGAGCACCUGAAGCCAGCUGUCUGAUGCAUCCCUCACCUUCCUUGUGUUUCUUCUGCUGCUGCACUGCUAUCUGCUUCCCCGCUCUUCUGUCACCUCUUAUUUAACACUUUGAAUCUGUGCCAGCUGAGGACUUGCCUUGUGCUGUGUUGCACAUCAUGCAGAGCACACCACCUCAGCCCCACCUUUCCAGGCACUGAGCUGGGUAGAGGCAUUACCUUACCCAGCAUCCUUCCCCAGCCACCAGUGCAAGCUCUGCUGUGCUAGAAGUGCUUUGUGGUAGGGCUGUAUCACGGCAUCCUGUGAGGAAUGUCAGCACCCUGUAACACUGUGAUCAGACCUGCCUCUGUCAGCAUUUCUGUGGCACAGAGCACCCUUGAGCUUGCAGGGCUGUGCUGCAGCUCUCAGACUUGCUUUGUGUUUGCUGAAUUCACAUCAUUUAAAACAGGACUCUGCCAUCCUGAUGUCUCCUCUUCCCCAUCGAUGACUUUGGAACAUGGCUGGAAGAAUGGCAGCCCAUUAUUCACAGAGGGGCUUUGCGGCCUCUGGUGCCAAUGUCAGCCAGUGCAGCCUGGCAGUUAUGUCCUGGUGGAUGUGUUGGCUGUGGGCUCCCCACAACCUGUGCUUGGCUCUGCUGUCCUUUGUCUGUACACACAGCUUGCUGCCUGGUGCGCUGGGAAGGUUGGGGGGCUAUCAAACCCCUUGGCUCUACCAGAGAUCUCCUGAGGUCACUUCCACCCUGUUUGUUCAAUGGCAGUGGUUGGAUCGUAUGCCUUCCAAGGACUUGCAGCAGUGCUGGCUGUGCAGCAUGUGGAAAAUACAUUACCUGCAGUGCCCCCGGUCUCUCCUGAGCAUGCCAUAUGCACGUUGCUCAGACCUGCUUCUGUAUUAGUCAGUUUGAAUUCAUCCAAGUGCCUAACGUGGCCUGUGCUAUUCCUGGGCACCGUGACAGCCAAGAGCUGUGGAGGCUCUCUGAGGAACGCUUUAACUGCGUGGGUUUCUGCCACUGUCACUUGUAGUAACGAUUCAGGCAGCGGUCAAAGGGCUGUUCUUCAGGCUGAGUUGGUGGAAAUCAUUUUUCUUUUAUUCAGCUGCCAAGAAGCAAGAGUUUAUGCUUCACUUCCACCAGACGAGCUCUGUGAGCUUCCUGCAAUGCUUCAGAUGUCUGUCACUGAGGUCCUUGGGGAGAGCAGCUUGUACAGCGGGGAGCAGACAUCAGACACCGGGCUGAAAUCACAGUGUUAAUUGGUAGAAAUGUUUUAAAGUUCAUGUGCGCUGUGAUCACAUUUCACCUUCUGCUGCUGCUUUCAGCUGGAGAAGUUUCUCCUUGGCCUCUUCCCUGUGAGCCAUGUAGCGUGGCACUCCUGUUUGCUUUCCCCCCGGAUGCCAGCUGCAGUAGUGUCCUUGUACUGAGUUUUGUAAGCACUUUUCUGCAAGAUAAGGGAUUAUUACUAUUAUUAUUACUACGAAACUCCUGUUUUGUAGCCCACCGCUGGUGUUUUAGCAUGGAGAGCUGUGCUGGAGAGUCCUUAGAGCUGCACUGGGUUGGAUGGGGACGGCUCUUUGCCUUGUCAGCUGGGCAGGCUGGGACCAUGUGAGGACAGAGCUGCUGUGCUGUGUGUGAGGCAUUGCUGAUGGCUGUCGGCCACAGCUGAGCAGCUGUGGAUGUGACAUUCCUGCACUGUGCUGCCUGCAAAGCAGUAGUGCUGAGGUUGGACCCCUCAGCUUGCUUAGAAAGGCAAGAAGGAAGAUCUCUAAAGGAGAAGCAGGGAUUGGGGGGAAACAAAAGAUGCCAGGCUCCCCUGGCGCCUGUUGCCUGCUGCCCUCUGGAAGAACUGGCAGGGAGAGUGAGCAUCUGAAAUGACUUCCCCUGUGGGGGUGAUUAGGCCUUGCCCCUGGGGAGUCCCUUAAAGGCCUUAUUAUCCUCUGGGAAUCUCUCCUUCUCUUAAUUAGCCCUUCUGGUUCCUGUUGCUACAGGCAGCCCCUGUGAGAGUCCGGUGAUUCCCAUGGAUAGUGAGGCACAUGGCGCUGCUGUAAAACAGUGGGUGCUGCAGAGCUACCACUGAAACCUGUCAUCCCCAGGGCACAGCCUGCAAAGCAGGGUGUCAAGGCCUGGGACAGUUUGAAGCCAGCACUGGCAUCUGUGCUGGGGAAGACGUGUUGUAUAAUGACAUUCCCUCCUUGUGGUUCCCAGUGCAGCAUAGCUGGGAUGCAUUACUCCUGCAGCAGGGCACAGCAGGGAUGUGGGGAUCUGCCCCAGCACUGCUGGCUACAGGACUCCUCCUCCAGCCAUCGCAUCUGGGAGAACCACCUCCAUGGCACAGCAUGACCUCCCUGCCCAGGAAUGGUGCCACCAAUGGUCCCCAACACUUGGGUGCCUCAAGUGACACUGGGAGCAGCAAUGUGCCGUGCCCAGGCUGCUGGUGCUGCACCUCAUCCCCACGGCUGGGCACUCAACAAACUUUUGUAUGAUGAAUUCACAGCAGCCGACCAUCUUGUUCUGGAGUGAACUUUAUACUGUUUCAUUUGUUUGUGUAGAAUGUUUCUGAAGGUAUAUUUAAUGUUUAAUAUGAGGCUGGGCUGCUCCACACUCACUGUUGUAUAUUUUGGAGCGGCAUUGUUUGGUGAAAAGACAACCUUAGUAUUAUCCCACUCUUAUGAGGGAACAGGACAAAAAACAGUCUGUCUUCUUUCUUAAAUGAGAUGAGCUUUUGUAAUGAAGUCCUAGCAGGUGUCCAGCCCUUCAGUAAAUGGUGCUCAGAACCAC